CUCUUAUUCACUCGUCGCGAGAGAAAGAAGAAGAAGAAGAAAGAAACAUGAGUUCCAACUCUGAUACGCAAGCUCACCAUGUGGUUCUCUUUCCCUUCAUGUCCAAAGGCCAUACCGUCCCAAUCCUCCACCUAGCCCACCUCCUCCUCCUCCGCCGCCACGCUGUCACCGUCUUCACCACCCCGGCAAACCGUCCGUUCAUCGCUCAGUCCCUUGCUGACACUUCUGCCUCCAUUGUCGACCUUCCCUUCCCUCAAAACGUAGCUGACAGUGACGUCCCAGCUGGCAUCGAGAGCACCGACAAACUGCCCUCAAUGUCCCUGUUCCAUUCAUUCGCAAUCGCCACCAAGCUCAUGCAGCCCGAUUUCGAACGAGAGCUGGAGGCUCUUCCACGUGUCAGCUUCGUGGUCUCCGAUUGGUUCCUCUGGUGGACUCUAGAGUCUGCCUCCACGUUCAACAUCCCGCGGUUUGCAUUCCAUGGGAUGAGCUAUUACUCCAGGGCUUUGUCCUGGGAUGUGGUUCGGAAUCGGCUUCUCUUUGGACCCGAGUCAGACGAUGAGUUGAUAACAGUGCCCGCUUUUCCAUGGAUCAAACUCACUAAAAAUGACUUUGAACGGCAAUUUAGGGACCCGGAGCCAAAGGGUCAGGAUUCUGAGUUCAUUAUGAAUGUUGUAAUAUCAGAGACCAGUAGCUACGGUAUUAUAUUCAACAGUUUUAAUGAGCUCGAGCCCUUGUUUGUUGAUUAUUGGAACCGUGAGGGUUUACCCAAGGCUUGGUCUGUGGGGCCUCUUUGCCUGGCUGACCCCCCAAAGGAACCCCACAGUAAGCCCGCAUGGGUGCAGUGGCUGGACAAGAAGCUGGAGCAGGGCAACUCUGUUCUUUACGUAGCCUUUGGAUCUCAGGCGGAGAUUUCCCCUGCACAACUCAAAGAAAUAGCAACUGGGUUGGAAGAAUCCAAUGUCAAUUUCUUGUGGGUGAUAAGAAAAAGCGAGUCGGAGAUUUCGGAGGAGUUUGAAGAGAGAGUGAAAGACAGAGGAAUUGUAGUGAGAGAGUGGGUUGACCAAAGGGGGAUUUUGAUGCAUGAGUGCGUGCAGGGGUUUCUAAGCCACUGUGGGUGGAAUUCUGUUUUGGAGAGCAUAUGUGCCGGAGUGCCAAUCCUGGCGUGGCCCAUGCUGGCAGAGCAACCUUUGAAUGCGAGAAUGGUGGCGGAGGAGAUAAAGGUGGGGCUGAGGGUUGAGACCGUUGAUGGUUCAGUGAGAGGGUUUGUGAAGUGGGAGGGGUUAGAGAAAAUGGUGAAGGAGUUGAUGGAGGGAGAGAUGGGGAAGGAGGUGAGGAAGAAGGUGAAGGAGUUUGCCGUGAUGGCCAAGAAGGCUGUGGACGACGGUGGAUCGUCCUCCCGCACGAUGGACUUACUCAUUGAUGAGCUACACAUUACGACAGGCCUUGUGUAACUCUCUCCGCUGGCCACCGCGGUGGGCUAUAGAAGUCAACUUCUUUGUUUUCUUUAAUAAUUAAGCUUAAUUAGUAUGUAACUACCGGCACCUAGGAAUCCUACCCUUGAUUUUGUUCUUAAUUUCUCCGAACACAAAUUCCUGUUCUUAAACCCCACAAGGCCAAAUUGUGGAUUUCCUGAACUGUCCAAUGUUUCCCAUGUGGGAUUGGGCCGUGUAUUUGGGACAUCUAGAAUUAUAUGAGAAUCUACUUGUAA
Messenger RNA from Alnus glutinosa, 1708 nucleotides. Its product is annotated as UDP-glycosyltransferase 90A1-like. Gene Ontology annotation, molecular function: UDP-glycosyltransferase activity. The record is from RefSeq and is a predicted model, not a curated record. Lineage: Eukaryota; Viridiplantae; Streptophyta; Magnoliopsida; Fagales; Betulaceae. Bases 48 to 1451 code for a protein of 467 amino acids. The transcript has a single exon.